Molecule: messenger RNA, 591 nt
Organism: Solanum pennellii
Lineage: Eukaryota; Viridiplantae; Streptophyta; Magnoliopsida; Solanales; Solanaceae
Exons: 1
Coding region: 1-591 (196 amino acids)
Molecular function (GO): nucleic acid binding; zinc ion binding
Source: RefSeq, a predicted model, not a curated record
AUGAAGAAGAAGUAUCAAGGCAAUGUGAAGGCAAAAAGGGUACAACUCCAAGGACUCCGAACUGAAUUUGAGACUUUCCGUAUGAAGUCAGGAGAGGCAGUUGCAGAUUUCUUUUCAAGAACUAUGGCAAUUGCAAGCAAGAUGAGAAUCCAUGGAGAGCAAAUGCAGGAUGUCACCAUUGUUGAGAAAAUCCUUCGAUCAAUGACACCGAAAUUUAAUUUUGUUGUCUGCUCUAUCGAAGAAUCGAAGGAUAUUGAUGAACUCUCCAUUGAUGAAUUGCAAAGUUCUUUGUUAGUUCAUGAGCAGAAAAUCAUCCAGCAGGACAAAGAAGAGCACGCGCUGAAAGCAACCACAGAUAAUCCUUCUAGAACAAGUGGAGGUCGAGGCAGAGGCCGAGGUCGGAGUAGGGGGAGAGGAAGCUACAGUCGAGGUAAUCAACAGUACCAUCAGUUGAAUGAUGAUCAGUUUCAACAUAGAGGAAGGGGACGUGGAGGACAUGACUCAACAACUCAGAAACCAAAGUCAGUAGACAAAACAAAUGUUGAGUGCUAUCGCUGCCAUAGGUAUGGUCAUUACAAAUCAGAAUGUUGA